GCAGCCCGGCCUAUGGGCGGCCCGCAGCGGUGCAGCGCCGCAGAGCCGGAGCCCCGCAGAGCUCGGCGGCCUUACCCGGCCCCGGUGAGCUGCAGCGCGCCCGGAGCCCGCCCGCGGAGGAGCCCGGACGCCUAGCAGGGAGAAAGCCUCUUACUUUCCGUCCCGCACGUGUCCCAUCCGCUGGCCCGGGGGACGCAGAGCGCAUAGCCCAGUGGUCACCAUGCAGCUCCGGAGCAGCCCCGUGUGUGGCCUGGCGGUGUACCCGGCGAGGUCCCUGCCCUGGGCACGGCCCGGGGCUGUCUUUAUGGCAGCAGCUUCAAGAACCAGAAAAAAGAGCUCUCAGGAUGCCAGAGCCAGCAAAGUCCACUUCUGCCCCUAAAAAGGGCUCCAAGAAAGCCGUGACAAAGACGCAGAAGAAGGGCGAUAAGAAGCGACACAAGAGCAGGAAAGAGAGCUACUCCAUCUACGUCUACAAGGUGCUAAAGCAGGUCCACCCCGACACCGGCAUCUCCUCCAAGGCCAUGGGCAUCAUGAACUCCUUUGUCAACGACAUCUUUGAGCGCAUCGCGGGUGAGGCCUCGCGCCUGGCGCACUACAACAAGCGCUCCACCAUCACCUCGCGGGAGAUCCAGACAGCCGUGCGCCUGCUGCUGCCCGGAGAGCUGGCCAAGCACGCCGUCUCCGAGGGCACCAAGGCCGUCACCAAGUACACCAGCUCCAAGUAGCCCGGCGCUUCUUCUCCGGUGGGCCCAUUGAGCACAGCACAGGUAGGCAGCUAUGGUUUGGAUGAAAGUCACAGCUAUUCUCCAUGGCGGUGGACAGACUUGGGAUGGGCGUUAGGAGCUGGCUAGUAGAAGAUGAGGCAGCGAACCGGAUGCUGGCUUCUUUUCAUUGUGAAUUCAGGAUGUGCUACGGGUUCUGCACGCUGCACAUCAGGCGACGCUGGUGGAGGAGGCCUCUGCUUUCACAUCUCAUCUGAAGGGACUGGCUGCAGCAUAUCCAAAUUCUCCUUUGUGCUUGAAAAACAUGCAUGUGUGGUGCUGGCCAUGAUGGCUGGCUGCUCCAGAGAUAUUGCCUCUGAAGUCUUCCUGUCUGCUUUCAUACAGUCGUCCAAGAUGGGCACCAAGAAGACUGCACUGCAUCCACUCUGUGAUAGUCAGGAUCCAUCCUGUUGUACAGCAAAACAGCCUACCUGUACAGGUGAAGCUGACAUCAGCCACAGCAACCACCAGGCACAGUCCAUAGACUAAAAUCUGUACUGAUCCAGCAGAGAUCUUGCUUGGCAAUGGUGUGCAAGGCCUCUGUUAAAGAUGCUGUGAUAAUGCCAUGUGCUGUCCCUCCUUGCUGCUCCUGAGGGAGGAGAAGCGAGCGGGCUGGUGGCACAGGCAUGUGUGGCCUUACCCACCAAGAUGCCAGAGCCACCAGCUGGCUCUCAGCUUGUGCCAAAGCAUCUGGACCAACAAGGGCAAUGGUGGAACCCGGUCAUUGCCUCCUCCAGCUGCUGCUUUGCCAAUUCUGAGACAUACUUCAGUGUGCAAGACAUUGCUAAUGCUGCUUCUUCUUGGAGACUUUUUUCUGCCUGUGUGCUCUCUUCUGCCGUGUUCACUGUAAGGAUGGACAAGUGGGUGCUGUCCAAGGGGCUGUGGGCAGCUCACCUUGCCCCUGCCUUCCCUGCUUCGCUCAUUUGCUGGCAAGCGAAACAAAGUCAGGGCUGGGUGAAUAGGUAGGGACUCUUAAAAUAUCACUGCAUCCCACUAGUAUUUCACAAAUUAAAUCAUUCCAAGCUACUUCAGAUAUUCCCCAUGACUUCUCAAGAUCUACAGUAAGGUGAGCAAUAAUAAAAUCCCCAUAAAGCCAUAGAUAUUAGUGGAGGAAUGUCUCAGUUACAAGUUUAGCAUGCCUGAACUGCUGGGUAACAGAUAAGGAGCAUGUGUAGAAAUGGUGUGAAGUUGAAGCUUCCUACUCAGAACACAAAAUUAGCCAACACUGAAAAAAGUCAAAAUUUCUGGUAGGCUUUAGCACUUUCAGAUCAAAAAGAUUCAUGCCUAAAUUGCUUUUUGCAAUUUAUUCUGUAAAUAAAAAGAGCAGCAAAGACACAGCAUCCAGAACUAAUGCAGGUGCUGUCCAAAAUUCAUUGCUGAUAACAGGACAAAUUCCUACCCCUAAAUAACAGACUUGUGGUACAUCUCUCGUUUUCCACUACUUUUUAUCUCCAUCUUU
Molecule: messenger RNA, 2220 nt
Organism: Lagopus muta (rock ptarmigan)
Lineage: Eukaryota; Metazoa; Chordata; Aves; Galliformes; Phasianidae
Product: histone H2B 5-like
Exons: 3
Coding region: 345-725 (126 amino acids)
Cellular component (GO): nucleosome
Molecular function (GO): DNA binding; protein heterodimerization activity; structural constituent of chromatin
Source: RefSeq, a predicted model, not a curated record